AUGGUUCCAUCUGAGAUUGUGUUUACGCCUCUAGGCUUCGCGACUUGUGUGAUUCUGCUUGUACUUUCGCUACUAUGGCGGAGUCAAAGCAAUAAGCGCAGCAUCCUCCCUCAAGCUCACUAUGAGAAACACAAAGUGUCAUCCAUACCGUUCAAAACACCAUUGCCUAGGCCAGCGGAAGGCUACAAGUUGGAGCUUACAGAUCCCAAACUAUACCGACCGUUCCGCCAUGGUCCAAACUUCGUUACUAUGGGCAUUCGAAAGAUGCAUUGGAACGAAUGGAUUGAGAUGGAUUCAAACUUCAUCCCCUAUCAUGACGCCAAGGUACGCGAGCUUGAGAAGGAUGUUGCAUCUCGCGUGCAAUAUGUCGAUAACGAAGUCACACGACUAGCCUGCUUUGAGGUUCUGGAAGAGUUGACACAGUAUCUCACACAUCGCUACCCGGAAGUCUUUCAAUUGCAAGGCAACAUCCUCCGUAACACGAUUACUGCUGAGGAGUUUCAAUAUCCGGCAUCAAACCCAACGGAGGCUAUGGUCACAGCAGCAAAGCUUGUGCAGGACGAUCUUGUAGUUAUGGUACUCAACGACGAUGGCCACUACCACAUAGAUGCCGGAGCGGUCUGCUUACCUGGCUUCUGGCGCUUGACUGAGAAGUACCGCAUGUCGCUCGACGAGCUUCACAUCGAAGCUGGGGUACCUCAUUAUCAAGAGAAAUUACAAAAGGCGAUGAACCGGUUCUUUGCCAACAUGACGUGUGAAAAACCUGUCAUUCGGAACAACUUCUUCAUCCAGCUCGAUGACGGUCUUGCGUGGUCCCACCGUAUGGGCGACCAAAACUCCAAUACAGUUGCCUCAUGGGCUACCGCCAAUUCCGAAGGUCUUCGUGUUGAAGAUAUCCACUUCCGCUCGGAAAGGCAAUCGCUUCGACGUCUUCCGAAGUCUAAAGCCCUACUCUUUACCAUCCGAACAUACUUCGAGCCGGUUACUACUAUCGCGAAAGAGCCGCAUGUUCCAGGACGGUUGGCAGAGGCGAUCAGGAGUUGGGACGAGACUGUCAGCUACUACAAGGGAAGAGAACAUUGGGAAGGAUUGCUCCUUCCAUAUCUAGAUGAAGAACAUAAGAAGCAGGUUGAUGGUGGGGUGUUGGAGAAACCGGAAGGUGAAUUUCCCUUCUGA
Molecule: messenger RNA, 1176 nt
Organism: Alternaria postmessia
Lineage: Eukaryota; Fungi; Ascomycota; Dothideomycetes; Pleosporales; Pleosporaceae
Exons: 3
Coding region: 1-1176 (391 amino acids)
Source: RefSeq, a predicted model, not a curated record